Messenger RNA from Aethina tumida (small hive beetle), 1925 nucleotides. RefSeq names its product digestive cysteine proteinase 1 (gene CtsK1). Bases 104 to 1759 code for a protein of 551 amino acids. The record is from RefSeq and is a predicted model, not a curated record. Gene Ontology annotation, cellular component: lysosome. The transcript is spliced from 7 exons. Gene Ontology annotation, molecular function: cysteine-type endopeptidase activity. Gene Ontology annotation, biological process: immune response. NCBI's taxonomy places the organism in Eukaryota, Metazoa, Arthropoda, Insecta, Coleoptera, Nitidulidae.
UAGAUUACUGACCUCUUGAAAAACGAUAUAAUUCGCACCGAACGGUUGAUUCGACUCAGUCAUAACGAAACUGUGAUAGCGAACGGAACACUAAAGAGUUGCGAUGUGGGCACAUAAAUUGUGCCUUGUAUUGAUAUUUGGUGUCGUUGCCAGCGUAUACGCAGGUGAUGUGCCAGUUUGGAAGAACACUUAUGCCGUAAAAGGUGUAAUUUUUAUUCCAUACGCUGAAUUGGUCGAACCAUUCUCUGCUUGGUAUGACGGAGCUAACAAGCAAUCCCGUAUCGAUUAUUAUGGUGAUAUGGUCAAGACGUAUCAAAUCAGCAACUUCGAGAAAUAUGGAACCAGUUUAAAAAUAGCCCCAAUUACCACAGAGGAAGUGACCAAUUCAAAAACUUGCCUCCAAGUCAAUGGUACUGCCGAAGAAUCGAUCGAACCCCAAUCAAUUCUUCCAUCCACCGAAGGAUUUGUGAAAGUCGGCGAAGAAAUGAUUUUGGGUAAAGAAACAGAAAUUUGGAGACUGAACGAAACUAUUGGGCAAAAAUUCAACAAAUACACUUUGUGGGUUUACUACAAAACUGAUCCAGAUACUUCUGAGAAAAUUGCCGUGCCAGUGAGAUACGAAAUGAGAGGAUACAACACUCUUCUUGGAAGCCACUAUGACCACUAUUAUCUACAGUACAACUCAUACAGUACCGACGAUAUCCCUAAAGAAAUUUUUGAAAUUGAUUCAAAUUUGACAUGCACAAACUUCCCUGGCCCCGGAAACAAACACUUCUACACCUUCAACCCAAUGGCUGAAUUUAUCCACCCUACUAAGACCAACCACGUCGAAGCUGAAUUUAAGAAAUUCGUUAAGAAGCACAACAAAAGUUAUGCCGACGACAAAGAACAUGUUCUUAGGAUGGAAGCCUUCAGACAAAACCUGCGUUAUAUCAACUCUCAUAACAGAAAAAAUGUCGGUUACACCUUGGCUGUGAACCAUUUGGCGGACAAAUCACCCAACGAGCUGCGUGCGUUGAGAGGAAGAAUUUCUUCUGGUGGUUACAACGGUGGUCAGCCUUUCCCUUACACCAAUGCUAAACUCGCAGCUGAAGAAGUACCAGAACAAUGGGAUUGGAGGUUGUUGGGUGCUGUGACCCCGGUGAAGGAUCAGUCAAUUUGUGGCUCUUGUUGGUCUUUCGGUACAAUCGGUGCCAUUGAAGGAGCGUAUUUCUUGAAAAAUGGAGGAAACCUCGUGAGAUUGUCUCAACAAGCUCUUGUUGAUUGUUCUUGGGGAUAUGGAAACAAUGGAUGUGAUGGUGGAGAAGACUUUAGAGCGUACCAGUGGAUCCAGAAACACGGUGGAGUACCCACUGAAGAAGCUUAUGGACCAUACCUUGGACAGGAUGGAUAUUGUCAUGCUGACGAUGUCAAGAAAGUCGCACCAAUUACUGGAUGGGUCAAUGUUACCUCAAAUGACGAAGAUGCUUUGAGAUUGGCAAUCUUCAAGCACGGACCAAUCAGCGUCGCUAUCGAUGCCAGUCAACGCACUUUCAGUUUUUAUUCCAAUGGAGUUUAUUAUGAACCUAAGUGUGGAAACAAAGAAGAGAACUUGGACCAUGCAGUAUUGGCUGUCGGUUAUGGAAGUAUUAAUGGUGAGAACUACUGGUUGGUUAAGAACAGUUGGUCCAAUCUUUGGGGCAAUGAUGGCUAUAUUCUAAUGUCCACCAAAAACAACAACUGUGGCGUUAUGACCACACCUACCUAUGUCACUAUGUAGAUUUUGUAUAGAUUCCUCAGAGAAUUCUUUGAGGCAAACAUGUUUAAAUUGCCCCUUAUUUAUGUAAUGUAUGAUAAAGCGACUGAAUUUUGACAUAGAUUUUUAUAUGUGCGUUGUAGCAAUAAUACCAUAGGCAUAAUAGGUAAAUAUAAAGUUGAAAUGAAAA